CCGUGCGCACUGGACCAGCCGUGUAAACAGUAGCAAGCAGCUCCAGCCACUAUGAGGGCGAUUCCUGAAGAGAUAACGACGCUUAUAUCAGAUCUUGAAGCUUUCAUAUGUGAUGGGUUAAAAGGAGAGAAUCUGAGCAAAAAGGCCAAAGAAAAAAGGGAAGCGUUCAUAAAGAGGCUAAAGGAUGUAAAAUUGGGGUUUCCAUAUGAUUUCAAGGACAAAAGUGAGGAUGACUAUGAGGAAGAGGAGGAGUUUGACAGCAACAACGACGGUGGAUCCCUGCAGUCGGAGCGCACAGACAAGGAUGAAGAAGCAUGUGAAGGGGCCCAGCAGUCUCCCCCUGUGGCAGCUCAGGACCUCACAUCUGUCUUUAAGGCUGGAUACCUCGAGAAACGUAGAAAGGAUCACAGUUUCUUUGGGACUGAGUGGCAGAAAAGAUGGUGUGCUCUGAGCCAGCACACCUUCUACUAUUAUGGCAGCGAUAAAGAUAAGCAGCAGAAAGGCGAGUUCAGCAUUGACGGCUACUCUGUCAAGAUGAACAACACAUUACGCAAAGACUCCAAGAAAGAUUUUUGUUUUGAAAUUUCGGCACCAGACAAGCGAGUCUAUCAGUUUUGUGCGUCAUCGAUGAAAGAGGCGGAGCAAUGGGUGAAACAGAUAGACUUUGUUUUGAAAGACAUGACUGGGAUCAUACCAGAAGAAGAGGACGAGCAGGAAAUGUAUGAUGACGUUGGACAUGCUAUGGACAAGGACGCUGCAGAGCCAAUUGAUGAUGACAUCUAUGAAGAACUACCAGAAGACGAGGUGCCCAGUCCAGUAAAGCCUCCUCCAAAGAUUGAGCCAGUCAUCAAACCCUCUUCACCUCCUGCUCCUGCCCCUGCUACAGCAGUUAAUAAGAGCACAGACUACAAGAACUUCUACCAAGGCCUAUGGGACUGCAUGGGAGACCACCCAGAUGAGCUGUCCUUUAAACGCGGAGACGCCAUCUACAUUCUCAGCAAGGAAUACAACACUUUUGGUUGGUGGGUUGGAGAGAAGAAUGGAGCCAUUGGUAUUGUCCCCAAAGACUAUCUGAUGGAACUUUAUGCACUAUAAAUAAAUAUGCACCAGUAAAUUAAUGUGGGAAAAAUGAACCACAAUUUAGAUGGUCUGUUUCGUUUCCUUCUAAAAAGUGUUUCAGACAAAUAUUUGUAUAUGUUUAUUCAUUGUGAUUCUACACUGAGAGAACAUUUGUCAUUUUUUUGUAUUAUUUCACUUGUUAAUAUUUUUAUUGGACUCAUUUCAAUUUCCAUUUAUUUAUUAGCUUUACAUGCCACAAGGUGGCAAUAGUGUUACUUCUGUGGUCACAGUUGACAGUUAUUUCAGACAACAACAAUAAUGUCAUUUUUGUUUUAAAAAGUCACGGUUUUGUAAAACACGCCUAAUAAAAAUAAAACGAUGUCUUUAAUG
Messenger RNA from Periophthalmus magnuspinnatus, 1449 nucleotides. It is a transcript of the gene skap2, whose product is annotated as src kinase associated phosphoprotein 2. Gene Ontology annotation, molecular function: protein binding. Bases 52 to 1095 code for a protein of 347 amino acids. Gene Ontology annotation, cellular component: plasma membrane; cytoplasm. The transcript has 12 exons. The record is from RefSeq and is a predicted model, not a curated record. Lineage: Eukaryota; Metazoa; Chordata; Actinopteri; Gobiiformes; Gobiidae.